Messenger RNA from Penicillium soppii, 1041 nucleotides. RefSeq lists its product as uncharacterized. Bases 1 to 1041 code for a protein of 346 amino acids. Gene Ontology annotation, molecular function: pyrimidine nucleotide transmembrane transporter activity. Gene Ontology annotation, biological process: pyrimidine nucleotide import into mitochondrion. Gene Ontology annotation, cellular component: mitochondrion. NCBI's taxonomy places the organism in Eukaryota, Fungi, Ascomycota, Eurotiomycetes, Eurotiales, Aspergillaceae. The transcript is spliced from 3 exons. The record is from RefSeq and is a predicted model, not a curated record.
AUGGAGGGAAAGGUUCAGUCCGUGUAUCAGCAGACAGAGAGAGCGACUCCAAACGGGUCUGCUGAUGUCAAGCCAAAGAAGCAAGUGGCCUCAUGGGUACACCUUCUUGCGGGCGCGAGCGGUGGAUUUGCUACUGCAAUCGUGACUUCACCUCUUGAUGUCUUGAGAACACGCCUUCAAUCCGACUUUUACCAAACACAGAGCCAGUCCACUCACUCUCUUCAAACACCACAGCCCCGUCAUGGAUCCAAUCACAAAACGAUACAAAUCGUCAACUCAAUAUACCGUGCCGAGGGCUGGCGAGCUUUUUUUCGAGGUCUUGGACCGAGUGUAGCGGGUGUAGUCCCUGCGACUGCGAUCAAGUUCUACGUCUACGGAAAUUGCAAACAUAUCGGAGCCAAACUCUUGGGACGCACCGAAGAUUCUCCCCUCGUUCAUGCCCAGGCUGCGAUGUGCGCUGGACUCGCAACAUCCACUGCAACAAACCCAAUCUGGCUGGUUAAGACCAGAUUGCAACUUGAUAAAUCACGAACAAAUGCUAGCGGAGCUUCGAGUCGUCAAUACCGCAAUAGUAUUGAUUGCAUUAGACAAACCCUACGGAAAGAGGGAGUACGUGGUUUCUACAGAGGAAUGAGUGCUAGCUACCUUGGCUCAAUCGAAACGGCUUUGCACUUGGUCCUCUAUGAGCGGCUGAAAACCAGCCUCCGCGAGACAUUAAAACCCAUUGAGGGAUCCGGGACUCCUAUGUGGGAGGAAUUCUCCCACUGGGUUAGUACUAGUGGUGCCGCGAGUUCCGCGAAGCUAAUCGCGGGCUUGAUAACAUAUCCUCAUGAGGUUAUGCGAACAAGAUUGCGCCAGGCGCCUAUGGAGAACGGCCGGGCCAAAUACACGGGCCUGGUACAAUGUUUCCGUACCAUCGCUAAAGAAGAAGGUAUGGCAGGCUUGUACGGAGGCCUAGCCCCUCAUAUGAUCCGAUCUUUGCCAUCGGCUGUCAUCACCCUUGGCGUCUAUGAAUUUGUGCUGCGGGUGACUGGCAGCUAA